Messenger RNA from Tuber melanosporum (Perigord truffle), 2095 nucleotides. RefSeq lists its product as uncharacterized. Gene Ontology annotation, cellular component: nuclear membrane; cytoplasm. The coding region runs from base 1 to 1944 and encodes 647 amino acids. The record is from RefSeq and is a predicted model, not a curated record. The transcript has 5 exons. NCBI's taxonomy places the organism in Eukaryota, Fungi, Ascomycota, Pezizomycetes, Pezizales, Tuberaceae. Gene Ontology annotation, biological process: protein import into nucleus.
AUGUUGCAUGGAAUGGUUAAGGUCCCUGGCUAUCCUAUGGCCGAGGAAGAAAUUUCAGGCACUACCUUUGAAUUUUGGAGUAGCCUAGCUGAGUUCUUGCUAGACCCGGAAAAUGUAGCAGAGUCAGAUAUCGCACCCUUGAUGGCAGCUGGAAAAAAGGAGAUUAUGCAAGCAAUUGAAGAAUUCUGGACGAAAAUACAAAUACCCCCACAUACCGAAUCUCUAAAAUGGACGAAGGAUUUCAGGGACGGAUUUACGAGUUUCCGGAAAGACGUUGCUGAUCUGGUUGAGGUGGCAUAUGGAAUCCUGGGCCUUGAGUUAUUUGACCGCCUGAUUAGCCAGGUUAUCAUUGCUCUGGGAAAUAGUCAGGUCGGGGGAGCUGUCGCCUGGGAACAGAUAGAAGCAAGUCUAUUUUGUCUCAAUUCUUUGAGCGAUUGUUUGGGUGAUGAGCCGGAAGAAGACGAGUCAUUGAAAGUGCUCUUCCAGAGUAAGCUAUUUAAUACCUUAGCAGACUUCGGAAACCAAAUUCCUCUGAAAGUCAGACAAACAGCUGUCCAUAUGAUCGGAUCAUACGCGGUAUUUUUCGAGAGGUGGGCUAAUUUCUUACCAACUGUAUUAAACUUUCUAUUUGUGGCAAUAUCAACCCCUGCUCUAGCUCGGAAUGCCUCGAAGUCGAUAAGCUCCCUGUGUUCAUCUUGCCGUAGUACACUCACUAGCGAGCUAUCCGUAUUCCUUUAUCAAUACGAGCUGUUUUCUGCUACACCCACAGCAGACGACAUUGCUAAAGAGCGUGUUCUGUGCGCAAUAUCCUAUGUUAUACAAGCUUUACCAUCAGAAAGCCAAAAACUAGACUCUAUUAGCAGAAUGCUAGAGUUUGUGGACAAGGAUGUUCAGCAAUUUCUUACAAUUCUGCAUCGACACCCAGAAGCAGCUAAAGAGCUAGGAGUAUCUACUCUGCAGUGCUUAGUAGCAAUUGGCAAAGGGUUGCAAGCUCCGGACGAUAUUCCGAUAAUCCUAGCUGGUGAAGAUGGAGGACAGGUGCCACCUUCGUUCUGGGAGCAAGAGAGAGGGCUAGCGGUCCAGACGAGAAUACUACAUAUUCUCCAAACAUUGGUCGGUAGUCUAACUGAGGAUGGGGAGAUAAUUGAUGCUGCCUGUGCUGUUUUCCGAACAGGCUUCGCAGAGACAACUCCUGGUCCCUUUGUAUUCCCAGCGGCAGUAGUUACUAAAUUUCUCUUGGAGAGGGCAAAUUGUGGCGUCCGGGUAGAAACCGUGCUGUCAACCGCCAGUACCAUGGUCAGCUCUCACUCGUUAGAUGGCAGUCCAGACAUUUCCACUGAAGUUGGUUUUUUCCUAGAAUUAAUUUUGGGACUUGUUGAACGACUCCAGAAUCCUCAAGAGGACCCCGAAGUGUCGCAGGGUUUGGUCGAGUUUCUAAACAGGCUAUUCUCCAGGUAUAUCACUGUAAUUGCCUGCUACCAGCCCAAGGAACGAAUUGAGAUGCUCCUCUGGUUCGUCAUGAACGCAUUACAGGUUCGGGAGACAUUGGUUAAGAAGGCGGCAUGCACGUUCUGGGCAUCGCUCGUCUCUUUCGCUGCGGAUGACCGUCCAGAACUCCAGGCCAGGAUCAACUCAUUUGUCCACAUGUGCGGACCCAACCUAGCAGAGAAACUCAUUUGGGGCAUCGGGGGCGGAGCUUCGAGAAGUGAAGUUGAUAGUCUCACGGAACCCCUCAAGAAGAUGAUAGCUCGCCAGGUCAAAGCUAAGACAUGGCUAUCGGCGUCCUUACUACGAAAUGGCUUCCCAUCCCCGAACCUUUCAGAAAAGGACAAAACUAUUUUCUUAAAUAAAAUAAUGACCCUGAGAGGAAAACGCGGUACGAACCAAAUUGCUAAAGAAUUCUGGUUGAGCUCGAGGGGCAGUGACUUUGCCUAUACUUCAUAAACCUGUCUCACAUCUACCCGUAGUAGCUUUAAUUACCUCUAUCCAGCGGAAUUCCCAACGACAACAGCAUCUCCCGGAGUUUUUUGUUUUCAUUUCCAGAAAAAAAUGAUUCGCUAUAAUCAUAAAAUCAUAAACUAUUCACUUUUUCCCC